AUGGCCUUGCGACUUCACAACACCAGAAUACUCCAGGAUAACACUUGCUGUUUCAAUUUCAUCUUUGAAGACUUUUCCAAUAUCGGCGAAUGUGUGUAUUCAAAGCCGUUCGCUUUCGCUGGUUAUCGCUGGCGUUUUCAAGGCGGAAUAAAGGGAGGACAGUUUAAUGUUUUUUUGAGAUGGCUCGGUGGAGGGCAGUUCACCGAGAAACUUAAGUGCAAGAUACGAUUUUCCGUACAAAUUAUCAACAACAACGACCCUUCGAAGUCUAUAAGAGCUGGCAACAUGAACGAGGACGACGAAUUUCCCAAAGUUUUAUUUGGAACAGGAUGGGGCAAGCUAGCGCCAGUGGAUGUAAUUGAGAAGCCCAACUCGGGCUUUUUGGAUCAUAACAACUUGUUUGUGGAGAUGAAGUGUUCAAUGGUACAGACCGUAUUUGAGGAUAAGUUAGUCAUCAAUUUGUCAUCCCGCACAAGCCACGUCACCAGCUCAAAGUUUUCUCUCUUUGGCGAGGAAUGGUAUCUGGUACUUUACCCAAAAGGGGAACCGAAGAAAAAUUCUGGCCAACAUUCUGAACAUGCCGCGGCGUAUUUACACAGAGAAGAACCGUCGAUGUUAAGGUUUAAAGCUACGUAUUCAAUUUACAUCCGAGACGGGCGUGAGGUACAAGUAACCCAUAACUUCUCCGAUAGCAAUGCCAGUACAGCUUUUGGUAUUGAGAAGUUUAUGCGCUCCAAGGAUCUCAAGGCAAUCUCCAAGGGAGGAAUGGUCUCCAUUGGAGUAAAAAUCACCAGCAUUGAGCCUUACUAUUACCUUGGUUUUGACACAGCCAGGUGGAAUCCUCAAGAUCAUCAAGGGAUUGAGUGUGUAAUCGAGGGUGCAGACUUGGCAUUGAAAAUGAGGUCCCUGGAUCAGAAGACGCUGGAUUUUAGCCUGACGUUUGAUCCCGGACCAAAGUUUCUUCACUCGGAAUUGGACGAGAGUGCUUAUUACAUGAAGAUCCUUUGGAGCAUCCGAGUGAUCUGUCUCAAGGACGAUAAUAUAAGUGUGACCGUGAACUCGUGGGAUGUUGCUGGUAGAAGCGCAUUCUGUCAUAGUCAAGACGAAAUGAUCAUGAACACAACUCUGGAGUUAAAUGAGGUAUAUCACUAUCACUAUCAUCAUUAAUUGAUAUUAUUAUUAUUAUUAUUAUUAUUAUUAUUAUUAUUAUUAUUAUUAUUUCUAUUAUUAUUAUUUAAUGAAGGAAUCGGAAAUGGCCGAUCAAGGGCAAAAACAUUCACCUCCACUCAAAUUGACAAAACCCUACGAACGAAAACACUAGUCCACUACAGCUGGCAGCCGAUUAUGUUAUUACCCAGGCGCCACUGUUAACAAAAACCAACGUUAACUUCAUUUCGGCCGAGAUCGGUAAAGUGUCCCUGAUGAACAAUUUAUUCCGGCACAUUUUUCAAGUGAGCGCGGUGUUAACAAGUCGUCAAAAAUAACGCAUUUAAAAGGCUCCUAAGGAGGGGUCAGUGAAUUUAUGAGCUCAAUUCUCAAACAAUCUCUUCCGCAAGGUCUUGAUGUCUCCGUAUAAAAGGUAAUUUUACAGAAUUUUUUAAUCAUUUUGGUUAUUUUGUUGUAGGGUCUGCCGGAUUAUGCCGGCAUAAUUUUGAGCAUAAUACUAUAUCUGGAGCAUCAGGCAUAAUGCUGGCAUAAUACUAUUUUUUUGGAGCAUAACGCCUCUGUUUCUGAAAACUGUGAGAGGUGUAUGCAAAUUUUGCCAGCAACUCGCUCUUAGCGACACUCUAGAAUGUACAAAGUUGAUAAAAGUGGGAUUAUUUUAACUUGAUACGUUAGACUAGUACCCAGUGCAUUUUGCUAUAAUCCAAGUUCAUUGGAGAAAGACAUAUACUAAGCCUUUCAGUGGCUCACAAUUUCCGACCUUUCGCUUGCUCAUCAAAUGUUUAACUGAAUAAUUAUUGUCUCACAAUUCUUUCAAAAAUGAAAGACUAGGAAUGUUUAUUAACAGAUACAGGCCGAUGCGGGGGGGGGGGGGUUUGGGGUGGAAGUGUCAUUUUAGUCCGGCAUAAUUUGAGCAUAAUACCUCCAGUCGAGCAUAAUUUUGAGCAUAAUACCCUAGUUUCACGGGUGACGCCCGAAAGCAUAAUACUCUAUUUUUCGAGCAUAAUCCGGCAGACCCUAUUUUGUUGUUGGUUGGAAAUUUGAAAAUGCCUGUAGAGUGGUUGUCACGUUAAGUUUCGAAAAUAUUUUCAUGGUUGUCUUUGUUCUAGACCUGCGAUAGACAAACCAAUAUUGAUCAUUGUUGACACUGAAAAAUCAGUGCAAAAAUACAGCUACCGCUUCAAAUGCGGAUGUACCUCUCUUGUAUUUUUAGGUGUUGAAUCCUUACAGUCCUUACUUAGACGACGAGAAGCAUGUGUGUGUUCGGUUAGUCAUAAAAAAUAUCAAUGAAGUUUAUGAUCCUCUUCUGGUGAACUCCGACAAGCACAGCAUUGCGAAGCUGAGAGAAGUGAACGCAAUGAACAAAGCGACACUGGAACAUUUCUGGUAAGACUUACACUUGUAUCAGUACACUAAGUCAAACAGCAAUCAAUUGAGUGUAACAAGCAACUACCCUCCAGAAAUAAAAUGGAGACAAGGUAACACUAUCUGUUAUCCCGGAGAAACGGAUAGGCGACCGGGUAGGGCAAUGAUGUCAUUACGACAGGUGGACAAUCAUGGCUCAGUUUAAAAUUAAUGAACGCAACGGUGUAACUUAAGGUCCCUAAUGAUAACAAAUGACUGCUCGGCGCGAGAAAAUUCCCCACAGAAGAGUUCCUAAAGGUCUUGGAAUCAGGUCCACAAAAUGAAGGCUGCAUAACAAAGGGACAAAUAACAAAUCUGCUUUUUUAACGGAAAUUAGCCCGCAAUGCGUCCCCAUCUCCGUGCCCGCCUGCUCGCACUUUCUAGCUUUCCUUCUAUACCCCAUAAGAAAACCUGUAUGCAUGGUGAUAAAUUAUGAAAGAAGGUAAAUGUCGACGCUCGGUAAAUAAAUGAGAAAGAUGUUACAGUCGAAAGUUUUCUUGACAUUACUCCUGUAAGUCCCACGGGUGACCAAAAUUAAUUUUCUCUCACAAUAUCAACACAUAUUCAAGAGAAAAGGUUGUAAGAAUUGAUAAAAUGAUCCCCAAAGGAGAAAGCCAUUGAUCUUUAAUCGAAUUCUCUUAACUGAUUCUUUAAACCAAUGUAUGGAGAUCCGUUUGGAGAAUUUGUAUUUGGGUAUUGGGGAUAAAGCACAAAUGUUGCCGUAUGCCUUAUUUUACAGGAAAGAUCAACUAGAUGUUGUAGCUUCCGAGAAAGAUCGGUUAUUAGCUGACAAGGAGGAAGAGAUCGCAGCAAAACAGGGGGAGCUUGAAGAGAAAGAAGCUCUUAUUCAAGAACUAGAGAAGGAGAUUAGUGAGAGCAAAGAGUGCCUUGCAGAGAUCGAGAGUACUGUUGACGAGGUUACUUACAUAAUUUUCCAUAUUUCGCUAUUUAAUUCAGUUGUAUGAACUCAAGCCCUGUUACAAAUAUGAGUACAGUCGAACAACCAUGUGCGAUCUCCUCUCGUAGGCGACCACUUAUACAAAACACCAAAAUUUUUCCAGCCAAAGUCCUAUAAUCAGAAUCUAAUGAUUAUAGUCCCUCCCCCGUUGAGUCACUUGACGCAUGGUGCGAUCUCUUUGUUCGCUUUAUGUACUACGCCACUCACAGUAUACGAUAGCCUGCGAACAGCAGACGCAUUUCCGGUCGUCGCUUCUCUCCCUCCUCCUUUCGGAGGGAGAGAAGCGACGACCGGAAAUGCGUCUGCUGUUCGCAGGCUAAGUAUACGACGAACUUCAGACAACAUCUAACUACACAUCUCGUAACUUAGGAACUGUAUGCAGAAAAGUUUCUUCCAAAAAGUAUUCCUGUUUCUUCUGAACUCGAUCCUUUCACUUCAAACAACUUUGAGUCCUGUAAUCUGUAACUCGAUUAACCGAUGAUACGCAAAGAUAAAUACCCGUCCUCAGUCAAGCAUUCAUACUCAAGAUCACUCUCGUCAUAUACCAUAUGCAUAAUCACUCACGUAAUAGCCGCUCUCAAGGGUAAACCCCAUCCCCAACUUUCAACUUUCCCACCUACUACCUGAGUUGACGUCAUUGCAAUAAUAAACGUUUGUGCUUAUUUUUUUCCUCAAGAUUGAUGGAAAAAAAGUGAGCAGUAUAAAGGACCUCAUCGAAGAAGCUCAGCCGGACCAAGAGCAACUUGAGAAGCAACAGGAAGUUGCAGAAAAAUUAAGAUCCUUUUUGAUGGUGAGAGGGCAUUUUUAUUUUCAUAGAAAUUGGGCGACAAGCUACUAGAGAGACGAUUAAGUCCAACAAGCCUGGAAACGAACCACGUCCUCUGGGCUUUCCUGACUGAUUUUCAACAUAAUUUCACGUUUUUCCACUGACUUAACGACUACAACAACGCUUUAUUAGCAUAUUUCACGUCUAGAAUCAGUGAGAUGGAGUCUCUGGAAGGAAACCUUUUAUGCACCUAUUCAAAUGAAGCAUCUUUUACUUCUGCAACGUAUCAGUACUGUAUGGGGGAUUUCCAUAAUGACUUUUUUGUUUGUAGAACUACAUUAUUUUCGCACUGUUAGGACUGAUAGUACAGUAUACCUUUUUUCCCAAACCUCAGGAGCAGCUUCCAUUUACUGUCAGUCGUAUUUCUGUGGUUGGUGCCGCUGGUCAGGGGACAACCAUCGGUGGAUACCGUGAACUAGACUUGGCAGUAUUUGUUAAAGGUAGGAUGUUUGGCACUAACUGUAACCCUUAAAACCGCUCGUGUACCAACUGGAACUUAUUCAGGGGGAACUCAAGAUGAGUAGCACCAAAACAUGUGUGGUGACCCAUAUCUUUACUAUUAUCAAAAAGAUUCGGUUCUAUAAGAUGAGUUGACGACGACAUCUUAACACCGUAAAAAGAUUCCUCAAAAGCCAACGUUUCGAUUGCUAGCCCUUCGUCAUAGUUAAUCAUGGUGUGCUAAUGUUAAUUAACAUGGACAACAAGAAUAAAAGAUUUGUGUUUCACUCCCCACCGACAGAGUAUAACACUAACAGACUAACCACAUCUUACUCGACCACACCAAUGAGAUUUGCGCUUUUAUCGACCUUCAAGACCAAUGUUAUUCUUGCCUAGAACAUCAAGCAACUCAGUGGAGCCAAGCAAGCGCACUUUCCUUCUUUGCGAUUUAUGUUAGUCUCAUUAUCACACUCUGUAAUUUACGACGGAAUAAACUAUUGUUGUAAUCAUCCCUUCAAUAGCGUUGUACAUAAGUUGGAUUGAUUUAAAGUAAUAGCAGCACACUCACAGCUGGUUCCAGGGUCAGCCGUGUCAUUGGAGUGACCUGCUUUUUCUUUUUCUCAAAAAAAAAAGCAAUUUUUAUUGUUUCUAAAAGGAAGUAUCCCUGUCCGUGGUGUUCAAAAGCCGAGCUUCCGCGCGCACAAGGCAUUUGCCAAAUCUAGCUUGAAAACAUUAGCCUGUGUGUGCGCCCGUCCGUACUUAUGGAAACUGUAAUUAGCCUUAAAAAACAGUACGGUGUUAAUUGAAAUACUUAGAGUCUUCCUCAGAGGUAGGACCUUAAGAACGUGUUGUAUUUGUAAGGCGGAGGCUCUCUGAACUAAUACUUAGCAGGAUGAAAGUCCUGUCUGACUGAUCCAAGGGACGGUUGGACUUGAAGUCUCCACAGCUGUCUUAAAUAUGGCUCCAUGUUGUUUCUCUUCACCACGACCCCACUAUUAUCCGGUACAGUAGUUCAAUUACUAUCCAUUGCUGGGAUAAUGCAACUAACCACUCACAAUUAACUCUUACAUUCAGCGUACAACGCUAUCAUUACCCAACUUUUGAACAACUGAGCCCAGGUGUAAAAAUGGGUUACCAGCAGUUUAUUAAAGCAGUGUCAUUAAACCAAAACCAAAGCAGUGACUUAAGACCAAUCACAACAGAUGCAGACAAUUCAAAAGGGAACCAAUAACAAUUUCACCCACAUGAAUGUACCGCAGCUAAGUGCGAGAAAACGUCUCAAAUCAAGAAACAAUUGAUUUAGGUUUUUAAUUCCGAUUGGUCAGGAAAGGAUCAAGCUACCCUGCGAGCAGAGCUUGACUACGCGACAGACAAGUUACGCGAAUGACUUCGUAGACGCUAAAAGUCAUGCUUGCAAGAGAGAAACCUCUGCUCGCAGUGCAGGAUUAAGCACGAGAUUUUACAGCCAAUCACAACAGAUGCAGACAACACAAUAGGGAACCAAUCAAAACCGGCGCUAAACGCGGGAAAACGCAUGUAAUCAAAACACGAUUGAAUUCCGAUAGGUCAAGAAAAGAUGGAGUCCCGGCCCUCCGCGAUAACACGUGCGUGCAUUUGGAAUGACCUUGUAGUAAGAAGAAAAGCCAUUGACAAGCGAAGGAUCCUUAAUUCCUUAUUGCUUUACUUUCAAGUCACAUACCAACUGUGUAGGUCGCUUACACCAGAAUAUUGUACAGUAACUUGACCCCAAUUGACCUUUUUGCGUGAAAAGUUUUUUUUUAAAAUUUUCCAGACCUUCCCAGAACCGAACACAAGAGCUGGCUACCUGCUAUAGUAUUUACUAUCAAGACCUUGCUAAAGCAAGAAGGCAGCAAAACAGCAGACCAGACAGAUGAGGAGCAGUCUGCCACGAGUAAACUUCCUCCAUGUUCAGACUUCAUGACAACCCAAACAGCAGUGCUGUUCAAAUGUGACAGUGUUAAUGUAGUGGUCAUACCACUUAACGACUGGGAACCAAUGGGAAGUUUUACAGCUUUGUACAAACAGAGCCUGAGUCAGCCGGCAGAUGCACAGUUGUUGUAAGUUCAUUUAGAUGAAGGUUCUUUCAUGACCAUUUCUCACUCCAUCUACCAUUUCAAGCCACGAUAAAACAAUAUCAUAAUCAUGAUAGCAUGUUUCAUCUAAACUACACCUUGCGGACAUAUGUCCACAUAUGUCAGACACCUCUUUACCACAGAAGGAUCCCUGGGUCUCAAAGAUACGAAAGUUCAUACAAUUCUUUACUUUGUAAUAGACACCUCUAUACUGCAGUCGCUUAGCCCUCACCCUCUUGUGCCCUUAGUUGGACUGUUUAAAUUCCUCAGUGUAAAGCAGAGGACACCUUUCCCUCACGAAUGAAAUCCCCGCCACACGGACUAAAUGUUUUAAGGCUAAACCUCUUUACUAAGAACAUUACGGCACUAACAGUCCACAAACGAUUUAACCACAAAUUCAAGUUUUAUACUGGACUGAACUAAUUCUUUCUUGCUAAAAGACACAAAAUCAAAGAGACGUGACUUCUUAUUUCUUACCUUAACUGAUAAGCUCACACUAACUAUAUCAGUUAUCUACACAGAUUGCGAUAUAUUUCACUAACUUUGAAUACUUUUCUUGAAUAAAAGAAAAUCGCCCUUUCAAAUCAAUGCUGCCAUGAAUCAGACCAGAAAGUGUUCUUUCCUUUCAGCUACAAUAUUUCAGUUUGUGAGAGGCAGACAGAGUUUAUUUGCACGCAGGAUUCCAAGGUAGUUUAUAGCGUCUACUUAUUUGACCUUUCUAUGCACAAAGUUUGAAUUGAUGCCUUUCCUUUUUUAAGUACCAAAAAAACUAAACAUUCACUUUGAUAGCUUGCAAUAUAUUCUUAAGAUCCAAAUAUGUUAAAUGACGUGCGUUUAUCAACAAUGACAGGUUUGGAAUGUAAUGCAGUUCUAAUGAAUGUAUUUUGGCAAUACUCACUUUACAACUCAUAAAAAUAUCACGUAUAAGGAUGACAUUGGAUUUUACAUUAAUUUGUUCUAGGCUCUAAAAAAAUUGAAAUACUCGCUGUUCAUUGUGUUGUAAAUUGUUAAUCUGGAUUACAAGUUAAUUUAACAAAGUGCCCUUAUGUCCACAAUUUCCUCCUUACAGUUAUUCAUUUCAUUCAUUUUACAAUAGUCCUUAUCCUGAGAACAAGGUUAAAACUUAAAACUUGACGUUGAUGUGUAUAAUUUUCUUCAGUGCAAGGAUCUAAUCCGUAUUGUUAAGGUGUGGAGUAACACUGUUGCCUGGCGGAAUUCAUCAUCCAAACCCAGUCAGUACCUACUGUCUCUGCUGGUCACUGCUGCUUAUCAAGUGGUUAACGAGUAAGUAGGCUAUUUUAGCAUGGGAUGGAGGUGGAUUAAACAGAGGGGUUUUGUCUGAUAACUUAGUGUAACAGCAAAGGGAAGGAGCAGCAAGUCAUGGAGAUGAAGCCAAGUUGAUUAAGACAAUUGGCAAAGUCAAAUCACAGCCAUUUUUACCAGAAAACUCCUUAGAAGGUCAGCACAUAUUGCCAGGAAGUUUUCAAUCUGCCCUUUUGGAAUGUUCUGGGUUAACUUACUUGUCAUUCAAAGGAAAAGGAGGCAAGGCUAACCACUUGACUUCACUGAUAAUGACACAAACAUCUGACCUGAGACAAGGUCCUCUCAGAGUCUGUAUGAUGGGUCAUUUAAACACUCUGCUAAGUUGUCUAACACACAUUCGAACUUUCCACAUCCUACCAAAAAUUAUUCUAAUUUAUUGUGAUUUGUAACUUGCACUCUUGCAGGGGAAGUGAAUCUCAGGCAGUAAGGGCAGACAAAGAUGUGUUUUUAGAACUUGCAGACAUGGUUGGUGAUGACUCACUGGAGUAAGUAAACAACUCAUACUAAAUUCCUACUGUCCUAAGCAAUCAAUUUAUCCCUUCUAAACACGUUUCCAACAAAGACAAUGCAUAACUGUAGAAUGGCCUUCAAGUAAACCCCCGCCCCUGCCCCAAGCUACUAUGUAUAAAUUAAUGACUAAUAAAUCCUGCUGUUUAACUGACAAAAUUAGGGGGGAACCGGAGGGGUGCAAACCUCCCACCUCCUGUACCUUGCAUUCCCAGCUCCUCCCUCUUUUUUCUUGGCUUCCUUUGUUUUAUAGCCUUUUUAAAGGUGAAACAUUUUAAGCAGUGUUGCUUAUUUCCACUAUUUCUCUCACUCCACUCUUUUAGAACUCCCACCUCCCACCCUUUCCCAUACUCGCCCAUACUCCCCCCAUCCUCUAUUCUCUUGAGCUCCCAUCCCCUGUCCUCCCCAGCAAAUAGACCAUAAGAGAAAUGUGAAAUUAUGAUCACGAAUUAGGGCAAAGUGGUGAGACCACUCUGCACUUUAUCUUCUCCACCUCCCCAAAACAUAAUCCAAAUGUAAUACCGCGGCAAAUUUCAUAUUGAUUUUCCCUGAUAACAGAGUCCUACUUACUGCUAUAGCUUUAGCUAUUGAUGUCCUUAAUGUUGAAAACACUUAGGCCACUAGAGUGCUGAGCACUCCUUUCCUAGGGCUUAAUUCUGUAGCACACAGAAUACACUUCUUGUUUCUACUCACAAAUAUUCAUAUAAUUUUACUAACCAGUACUUGAAUAAUAUCAGCAAUAAUAUUACUAUUAUAUUACUGAGCAGUUUUCUCUCUCAUCUAGAGUAUUCUGGAAUGAAUAUUACUUGGCAGAUGAUUAUCCACGUGAGAAUUUUCCUGUUUCAUUUGAGCUGCCAAUCGUUCAAGAUCCUGCUAUUCCAACUCACAAUGUGGCAUCUGCUGGACUGGAGGACUGGGCUCAAUUUAGGCGGGAGCUGUCGAAAUGGGUUGCAAAAUUGACUCUUUGAUGGCAUCUUUCUUAACCUUGCUUUAUGUUAUUUUUCCAAUCCAAUACUCUCACAACAUGACCCUGUCAGACCUUGCUGUAAGAAUCCACAUGUGCUGCAAAAAUAUCCCAAGACAUAAACAAUGAAUCAAAAUUAAAAAUAUAACUGAGAAUAAAACAAUUUAUUAGAACACAUUAGCAAAGUCUAGAGUAUGCUAGUCUAUGUUUAAGUACAAUAAUAAAACAUUAUAGUAAUAAUAAACUGGCAAAAACUACUUCAAAACCUUGUCUUUCAGAAUAUAAAAUUGUGAUGCAUUCCUACAUUUAAGUGAGCUUGAGAUUGCAAAAACCCCUUUUUGAUAGGAACAAUGCAAGCAGGCAUAUUAUUAUACUGUCAUUUAUUUAUGUCAGUUUAUUUUCUGGAAGUAUUUUGAAAAUAACCCCCACAUUUCACUGACUUGUAAAAAGUAUCCAAUAAUAAGUUUUAAGCAUGUUAAUUAACAGCUCAAGGUCUUUCCUUUUGGGAAAAAAUAUAAUAUUUUAGUCAGCUAAUUAUAUUCCAUAUGGCUUUGAAGCAUUUAUACUAUACAAAUUAUAAAAGUGAAGAUAGCCAGCAAGUGAAUAAACAAUCCAUGAUGUAAUGUAUGAAUGCGGGCCAGGUUCCAGCAAAACUGCAUCACCAGAGUUGUUAUGUCCCCUACACUUUUACAGGGGCAAUCAAUGGCUGAAAAUUUCCAAAUUUAUCUGAAGUUUAUAUAAUGGCUUUCUCUAAGCUUAGGAAGCCUGUUUGGUUAAUUGAGAGCUGUCCUAACAACUAUUUAUCUGUUUGGAUGUCCUAGGGAACUUUGGUCAUCUAAAAAGUUUUAAUUGGCAUUUAAUUUCGUCUAAUCCAAAACUGCAGCUACUCUGAUGGGUCCAGUUGAAAAUCUGAGGACAUGUAGUAGCCACCCUUACUUUUUAAAAUUCUACGAGAAAUGAAGCCUACCAAGUGCCCAGCAACAGAUAAAAAAAUGAGGCAAGAAAAGCGCAAAAAGAGGAGAGGAGAGAAAGCGAAAAGUAAAAGUGAAGACUACUGUGUGACUUUUUUAGUUUUAAACCCCAAAACUAUCUCGAAACUUUGCUUUCUGUGCAUGCCCAAACUUAGCAGGCUAAUAUUUUGCAUCUGGAUCAGAAGGCCGCGAAGUGUAUGACCUGUAAACGGCCUUCUGGUAAGUUUUAGCUCUUAACAGUGACCGGAAAACCACUCGACUAGUUUCAAAAUGCAUUCUUUGGCAAAAUUUCCAGGGGGGAAUGGGUUAAGAGGGAAGCAUUAUAAACAUUCUGUAAGACAGAUCAGCAAGUGUGGUGUGAUUUUGGUCUUGAAAUCUGGUUGUUAUAAUGGUGUUCUUGCUAGAUCUAAGCAGGGAGGAACAGGCAGGGUGUGAGACAAGCAAGAGGAGAGAGGGAGAAGGGAAAAAACAUUGACACCGAGAUAAUUCUAGUGCUUGAAGUCAGCUCACAUAAGCUGCCUAGAGAGGGGCCCAAGUAAAUCAUUUUUUUAGAAUCUUAUUUCAAAGAAUCUAACAGUCAGGAGUCAAUAGACCUAUUCGGCUAACUCAAAGUUGUAACCAAUUCAAACCCUUUGGGAAUAAAAUGUUUUGUUUCAAGAAUUUCCAUAUCAUUUAAAUGUGAAUGCCACAUUAUAAUGCAAAUACAAUACACAAAGAAUUUUAACCCUGCUAGAUUCGAAUAUAUGUAUAGGUAAUAGCAUAAUUUGUAGUGAUAUUUGGCAUAAAUACCACGAGUGAUAUUUCCAAAUUGUUAUACGUAAUUUCACAUGCCAUUUGAGACAAUUUUGAAAUAUCACGAGUGGUAUUUAUGUUGAAUACCACGUACAAAUUAUGCUAUUAUUGGUUUAUACCACUACCUGCAAAAGGUUUGUAAUUUUCACAUGUAGGUAUUUCAAAUUAAGCUGAAAUACCACUGCUCUAAGCCAAUCAAAUUGCAGAAAUUAUAAUGUGCAACAUUGAGUUAGCCGAAUAGGUCUAUUAUCCCUGUUUAGCAUUUAAAACUAAGAAGUGUUUCAUGAUAAUCUCUUAGAAAGUUAUUAUUGUAUGAUUAUAAUGAAUUUAAUUGUUGUAAAUGCACUUCAUAAUUUUAUUAAGAAUACAGUCACAUCAAACUUUGACUUUGUAAGCUUAAAUUUUUUGCAUGCUUUUUUUCAGUCUCUUGUAUUGGUGUUUUAAUCUGCAACUGUUAUUCACGAAAUAAACUUCCCGUUAAACUCUCGUAGUAACCCCAGUUAUGGCUCUGAUCUUAAAUUGCAAUAUUAAUUACAGUUUACAUUUAAAAAAACCCACCUUCUCAAACUGUACCAGCCUAAGAUUCCUGUCAAUUUCAACACAAUCAGGGUCUUUACGUACAUCUUAUAUGAAGUAAUUCAAGAACCGCUGACAUUGUUUUUGGCAGAAAAUCUUUUCCACCAAUCAGAUGUUCUGUUAGUAGACGCGUGCCUUUUCAAACUUUUCCGUCGAUCGAUUUGACAACAAAUGGUUGAUCUUUUUAUUCCUACACAACUGAUCUCGUAAACAAUGCUGAGGAGUGUGAAUGAAGACCAGGAAAAUCUGCCUGUUGAGGUAAAAUCUUGUUUUAUGAUGUUUGCAAAUGACAGUCAUCGUUCACUUUGCAAUCAAAGAUUGUUUUUCUGAUUGACGUUGAUUCGCGCUCGAACCGAUUGCACAGUGAGAUAAUUUUUGUCCCCAGUUAAUUUUAAUGUUCUUGUUGACAUUAAUUUCUUGAUAACUUAAUAAUAUAAUACAAUCGAGCGCUGUAAUAGAUAAACCAUUCUGACAUCUUGGAGACAGUUUAAGCGAAAGGUUGCGUUCCUUUGAGGUCCUUUGGGAUGAUCGAACUGGAUCCGGUUCUGUGAUUGGUUGGUUUCUUUGAUUUGCUAUGAUCUGAGGGUGCGUUCCUUUGGGAUGCUCUGGAUCAGGAUCAGCAACCCGAGAUCACUCGGAUCAUGUUGCAGGAAAUGAACCGAUGAAUCCACUCUGGACAAGUAUUCAUCUGACGGGGUUAUUUGGUGCAGCAUGAUCCUAGUGAUCUCAGAUCACUGAUCCUGAUCCAGAUAAUCCCAAAGGAAUGCACCCCGAGUGUCUUGGAUCUUGGAUCACUGAUCCCCAUCUGGAUCAUUCCAAUGGAACACACCCUAAUAUUUCCAUCCAAACUUGAGUAUUGGUUUAAAAUACUCAAUUAUACUCAAUCCAUUGGAUCAACAUUUUCAAUUUGACUGAAAUAAAUGAUUCACAGGUGCUAGCUUUGGUCACUCCAUCAAGACACCCAUUCAAGAAUGUCUUGGACAGUCGUGCAAACAAUGGUACUCCAAAAAGAUCACGAUAUUCAGACCUUUCGACAAGAAGACAGUUUAAACGGAAACAGAGAUCAAAGAGUCUCAGUACUUCUUUGAAUAGCUUGCAUCAGCUUUCCAGUGCCAUCAAGUCACUGCAGGUCCCCUCGCCAGUCCAUGAAGAAAUAAAAUGUUCUAAGAAGGAUGUUUUGUCUCCUACAAAGCUCAACCAAGUGUCUGUGGAGGAUUUUGUCGAAAAAGUUGUGGGAAGAAUUUUGAAAGAAGUAGAAAAGGUUUGAAAUCAACUUCAAUACUUAGAAAAUACAGCAGAAGUCAGUUUAAAAACGAGGUAUAAUGAUGUGAUUUUUGUAAAAGAAAAUAACUGAGUAUUUAUAGCGAUACUCACUCUGAUGUCAUCUAUUGAUAAAAAUGUGCCAACCAGAAGGGCAUUUGUUCUUGAAACAAAAGAUUCCUUUGUUUGACUCGUUACAAAUUUGAAUAACAAAAACAGUGUUGUCUCCUGUACAUGUAAGUUUCAUCCAAAAUAACGUGGUCUCAUAAAAACAAGUUGCUCAUAGGAAAGUAGGGGUCAUAAGACAAGGAUCCACUGUAUUCAUUAAUAAUUGAUAAAAGAAUAAGAAUAUUAUAAUUGUUGCUGUUAUUAUUAUUAUUAUUAUUAUUAUUAUUAUUAUUAUUAUUAUUAUUAUUAUUAUUAUUAUAAGGUAAUGUUAUUAUUAUUGUUAUCUAUGGCUAUUUUAAACCUGAUGAUUUUUUAUUUCAUUGAGAAUUUAAUUUUUACAUAAAAGCAUUCACCCCAAACACAUUUAAAUGCUUUCAAUGAACCCCAACUAAAAUAGAUUUCACUGAAUGUAUGUUCUUACAUAGUUCAAUUCUUGGCUGAAAUGAAAAGUUUAAAAAUCUGAAAGUGCUAACAUUCAAUUGAUACUUCCUAUGAUGGCCAGUUUAUUAUGCUGUACAUGUACAUUAUGCUUCUCUAACUUUUGUCAUGAUCUGUAUCUGUCCUAUGGUGAUGUUUUUGAAAAUUAUUUCAUUUUGGCUUCUCAUUAAAUAUUAACGGGCAUAAAAGAUUUAGUUUUAAAAUGACAGCUGCCUUGCAGCCACCAUUUAAAAAUUCAAAACCAUAUUUUUAAGAAAUUAGCAUAAAGGCAUUUUAAUAUAAUUAUUGGAUAUAUAAGUGAUCAUUAGCAUUUUGUCUCCAAAACAUUAUUUUUUAACAGAUUUUUCAUUUUCUCUCACUAUCAGAGUGACUCAAGAGUCAAAAAAGAGGAUUCCUUGCCAAAGAUGGAAAGUCAUGAGUCAAUUAUUCUGCAGAUGAAUAAAGAAAGACUGAGACUUGAAAGGCAGUUGUCUUUGUUAAUGAAGGCAAGUUUCUUGCAAAUGGUUUACUGUCAUUCUGAUUUUUGUAAACCUUGGUUUACUAGAUUAUCAAGCAAACUUUCAUAUGUUAACUUUCAGCCAGAUUUUUUGUAAAUAAAAUAAAAUAAAUUUUUUUUGAGCUUUUUAUUAUGCAUACUUAUUUUAUAAUAUUGUUAUUUUUCAUUGUAGCUACAGUCAUGUUGAAUAACUUGUGUCAAAGUUCAAAGACACCAGCUUGAUGAAUAUUCAUAAGUCAGAGUCAAUCCAACCAAAAUAUUUUGCCUUACUCUUCAAAGCUUUUGUACAAUACAUACAUGUUGUGUGCAAGAUGCCUUUAAAUCAUUACAGUAUUAAUUUUAAGGUAAUAGCAAGAUAUUAACUUGUUAAUGCUUAUAGUUUUUUAUCAAGAUUGUUAUUAUGAGGACAACCAGGAACUAGAAUUUGUAUCAUAUUUUUCCCUCCUUCAUCUCUAAGUUACAUGUAGUUUGUGAUAUUGCAUCUUUCAGGAGCAAGCAAGGUAUAACAAGCCAUUGAACAGUACUACUAUAGUAACUGCAGCUACAGUCCUUGAAAAGGAAUUAGAAUCAAAGCAAAAGGAGCUCUGUGACCUUCAAAAGCAGUGCAAACAGUUACAAGAACUCUUACUGGAACUUCCUGUAGUUAAGGAAGAACUAUACAAGAGCAAAAAAGACACAAAGGCUAUUAGUGAGGUUCUUUUCCAGAGCCGUAAAAAGAAUGCUGAGCUCAAAGAUCAAGUUGGCAAACUAAAUAAACAAAUAGAAGACUUUGAAACUAUUACUGAGCAGUACAGAGAUCUCCAGAACAGAUUAAAGGGUGUAACCAAUGAAAGAGAUAAAAACGCUUGUGAAAUUCAGAGACUGUGUAGCAUUGUUGAGGACAAGGAUGAGGAAGUUCAAAGAAACAGAGCUCAUUGCACAACACUGAAAGGAUUGGUAGAUAGAUUAGAGGUGAGAUGAAUGACUGAGCACUUGGUCCACAGCUCGGAUCAGAAAUUUGAUGAAGUAAUAUAGCUAAAAUUUGCCCAUGGGUGCACAUGUAUAAACACUGGUGGAAAAUAUCCUUGGUACACUGUAGAAUGUAUGACAAUUUUUAACAGGAUCUUGGUGUUGUAAGGUACUUCUUAAACUUGUACUAAUGUCAUUCAAGUACACUUACAUCAUGCAUUAUCGUAUUUAUAUCAGUCUAUUAAAGACUUCACUCCCAUUCCGUGAAUUCCAUGCCGCCUACAAGCCGUGCAUGAUAAUGCUGAUGGCUUAGUAAUGUUUUUAUAGAUGUAAUAGAAUUGGCUUGCUGAAAUUUCAUUUUUUCUUGAAAAAGUAACAUGAAUUUAAAAAUUGGAUCACAAACUACCUCUGGUCUAGAAGCCCGGGACUUCACUGUGCCACUCUUCACUUGGGAAUGCAAUAUUGACUUUCUUUUGUCUUAUUCCAUGUUUUUCUUUUGAACAGAAUGCAGCCCUAGAAGCAGAGAAUUACUUGGCUAUCAGCAGAGAAAAUGAAGCAGGACUCCAGUAUCAGGUCACUUGCUCUCUUGAAUUAAAUGAGUAUUACCGUAUUUCCUCGAAUAAUAGCCGGGGGCAAUUAUUUCAAAUAUUGCUCACUAGAAGUUGCGCUUUAAAUAUUUUGGUCUAUUUUCCCAUUAAAUCAAAAAAAUAAUCACAUCAAAUCAAAUAAAAUGAACAUUGACAUUUUAGGUGUUCCAAAUUUGGUUCCUUGAUCACUUUUUAAUGUCAAUGUCUUCACCAUCAGAGCUUGGAUCGUCACUGAUCAGUUUUGCUGGAUCAGACUCCACUUUAGCUUUAACCCUGCAAUUAACAGGUGUACCACAUUGGGUAUCCCUAGCAGGUAACCUAAAAAAAAUAGGGGUGAGGGGAGGGGGGCGCAAUUAUUCGAGUGAGGCGAUUAUUUUAAACAUUUCUGUAGAGGGGGGUGAUUAUUCGAGGGAGUUGAUUAAUUGAGGGAUGACUAUUAUUCAAGGAAAUACGGUAUAUACUCACUCCUCAUAUACUCACUGAGUGGUUUAAUGGUAUAAAGUUGAUUCUCUCUCUUAAAGGACACUUAGCCUGGAGAGAGUUGACUUAAAUCUAUUCAGUGCGCUGUACUUAUCAUACUAACUAUGAAACAACACAGCUUUGAACUGUUUGAAUUUAUAUGAUAAGGAUUAUGCAAUGUAUCUUGCUUGUCUCUCGCAGGGCUGUCAUUAAGAGCCAGGGGCCGGGGAUUUCCCCCGGCUACCAUGAGUGUGGCCCCGGGCUACUUUUAAUGGAAAAUAAAAGAAAAUUCAAGGCUGUGCUCUAAGAAAAAUUGAAGAGAGCCCAGAGCUCUGAACCUGUAACAUCUAGGGUGCCCAGCAUAUGAUUUGUAAGAUUUUCUAGUCGCCCAAGAGCAGAAGUUGGGUGCCAUGGGCCAUCGGGCUCUGCUAGAGUACAGCCCUGAAAUUAGAACCAAAAGAAAUCCCUAGGUGUUUGAUUCCCCACCUACUUGUUGUAUUUACCCCGCAACUCGAAAUCUUAAUGACAACCCUGCUCUUGUGUUUUGGAUGCCUCGUCUAGAGAGAUCCAUGCAGAAGAGAUCUUGCAUUAUUAUAUAACAGUUAGUAUUUUGCAUCAUCAGAUCGAUGAGCUACGCUUGUGUUUAGAGUCGAACUCCCAGCAUCUGGAAGACAGCAGAAAACGUGUCGUGGAUUUGGAAAGUCAAUUAAAAACGUCAAGGUCAGCAAUAUAUAUUACAAAGAGUGGAAGCUCUCGUGAGCAGACACCCUCGGCACGCAAAAAUGGCUGUGUCCAUAACUGGUGCUUGUCGCUUACCUUACGGGAAUGUAAAAAUACUGAGUUUGUACUAAUUGGUGUUGAGAAAACCGAGGUUUUGUGAAGGUGGCAGUAAGUAGAGCUGUCCGCUUACGGGAGUGUCCCAUGUGAUGGUUAGGAGAGCUUCUACUGUAUAUUUGUUUUCGGCUUUAAAAAAUUUACAAAAAAUAUAACUUCAUGGUAAUUUUCUUUUAAUAGUCAAAAUUCCUUUUAACCAGUGGAUGUCUUUAACGUUGAAAAAGUUCUGUACAUACCUUACUAAUACCUUGCUCACUUAAUUAUAAAUUUGUUCUGCGUAAAGAGUGGUCCAAAAGUUCUCCAAAACACCUGCAAGUUCUGUUAUUUUUAGUAGCACCAUGCACUUUUACCAAAUACAAAAGUUCGUUAGCCCUGCUGUUUGACCAUAAAGGAUCUUUGAGUGAAGUAUGAAGGGCGCGGCAAUGUGUCCUUCCAUGUAAAACUCAGCAACGUCCACAACGUAAAAUGUCAUACUUGUUUCUCUUAAGGACUGGUGACGGAAAAGAAAAAAAUCUAUAGGGCAAGAAAGAGAAUUUUGAAAAUUAACGUGGCUAUUUAUCCCUCCCCCCUAACUAAGAGGCCCUUUCUUUAGUUUUGUGGUGUAUUUUAUCCCCUUCCCUUUGACUGCGAACUGAGUAAAGAAGUAAACGAUUUUUUUGUCCAAUUUCUAGAGAGAUCGAAGUGGCAACGACAGAGCAGCGUGAGAGGUUGGUCGAACAAAAUGACUUUUUAGCAUCGGAACUUGACAUUCAUAAGAUGGAAAUCUCAAGGCAGGAUAACUUAAUCGACGGACAACAACGUGAAAUACAUGACUUGAAGGUGAAGCUCUCGAACGCUCUAGAACAAAUGGAGGUAUGUAACAUAGCCCCGCCUGUUAACCAGCCCCCGGGGGAGAGAGGCGUCCUAUACCCCACAAGAAAGCCUGAUCAUGGGCUAUAUAGAUCGCUUUAAAAAGCGUAGUCUGAGUAUCAGGCCUUCGUUAGGGAUUAGGAGAGAGAGGAGAUUUUAGAGCGGGAAGGGGAAAGUGUUUUUCUCCUUUGAAAACAAAGCAUACAUUGUCUGUUGUCAAACUAGGUCAUGUUUUUUGUGACAUAGCUAGCCUGCGUGGCAGUUGUUAAUAGAGAAAGGGGAAGGGGGAAUUCGGGCACGCGCGGAGGGGAAAAAUAGACGACAGCAAUGGGAUACCGAAGGCACUGUUUCAAGAUUAACCACCUGCUCUCUUGGUUACUAAACUAUACCUCACAGAUUUGCACACCAAAGGGAUACUCUAUCGUAUUUGUUUGGUAAAGAACAACUUUUCAUAGCCCGCAUUUCUUAAAAAUUCCGUUGUAUCCAUAGUAGCCUGUGCAACAUGCGCUUAAAAGUAAUAUGCUUUUCUCGCUCCCUUAUUACUUUCAAGCGCUUGCUAGGCAGGCUAUAUCCACAGAAAUUCCCUUGAGUACCUAUUCUCAAAUUGAAAAUAGUGUUUAUGGUAAAUGCACUUAAAUUAAAACUAGUAUCCCCAAAUAAUGCAGCACGUUAAGCAUUCUUUUUUCUUGAUGAAGUCUGAUCAAAUAGGCAUUCGUUCUGUUGUCUUUAGUACAUACAAUCUCAGCAACGAGAAGUGGAUGAAUUUACUGAAGAGGAAAGAAGGAACCUUGAGAAAACACUUUGUGAAAUGGAAGACCAGGUAACCUAAGCCGCUCUAGCAUGCGAAACCAGCCGUCUCUCUUUCAUCCCCGCCCCAUAAGGACGUCUCUCCUGCGAAACGUCCCUAGCGACGUGGAGGGAGGAGAGACGGCUGUAUUCGCAGGCUACGUAAGCUUCUUUAGUGUGUUUUCAAAUUGUUCAUGUCGAGAUCAAGUGUAUCCAAUACGGACCUUAAAACAUGGCAACGACUUAAGCGUAGGCAGUGCAAGAGAAAACGUGUGAUAAACCGCGAAAACAGUUUCUUUGUAAGUAUAUUCGUUUUAUUUUUCAUUGUCGCUCUGACUUCGCGCCUCACUCCAUUAUCUGAACGCCUGGAACCAGGCUACAAAGUAAACUGUUUAUUCUCCAUUCCUGACAAAUAUCCUUACGUUUACCUUGUUUGGUGUUUUAGUUAAAACAGAGUAAACUGGAGAGGUCAGAAUUAGAUGCAUCUUUAAGGGAGAAGUCUGCAAAAUAUGAAGAACUUGCAGAAGAAAUGAAACACUCAAGGUAGUUACAAAACUAGUCACGUGAUGGUUUCCACAUGCGACUGUACUACGGUGCUGAUCUAUAGCGUACUAUACAUUGUUUUUUGUUUUGAAAGUCCCGGAACCAUACCCGAAAAACUACGUCAGGAGCACGAGGAUGUGACGGUUGAUUGAUAACAAAACCGUUUCAAAACAAAAUCUCGAACCGUCAAGGCAUUUUUGUUGGACAUUGUUGGGUUAGCAGGGCUGUGCUCUAGCAGAGCCCGGUGGCCUCUGGUGCCUAACUUUUGCCCUUGGGCGACUAGAAAAACUCCGAUUUUUCAUACAAAUCAUAUGCCAGGCGCCCUAGAUUUUACAGUUUCAGAGCACUGGGCUCCCUUCAAUUUUCCUGAGAGCACAGCCUUGGUUAGUUUACUUUGUGCUAGCGCAGUAGUAAGUCCACUCGCAAAAUAGCGCAUUAAGUGUAAAAGUGACGAAUGGAACCCUUUGAUUGGAAAUUUAGUUAAGUAUUAAGUACUAAGUGAAAAGAAAGAAUUGAACUGUUUCGAUCAAUUAAGUCAUCUUCUGAGUAAAAGAACGACUGCUGCACAUCUUUUUUUUAUAUCAUCCACGAUUAAAAAAGCCUUGCUUUGAAAGAAUAUGGACUUGUAAUUUAAUACACUGGGGAUUCAGUUUUAAAUCAUUAGGGCUUCAAUACUGAAUUCUUUGCUUUUAAAACGAUCGAGCUGUGCUAACAGAAUAGAAACUUUACCAUCUAUACCACAUGCAACCUUUUCAUAGCCAGGUACCGGUUAGGGAGAAGGUAGAAAGGGGUCGCGUGCACGUGUUCCCCCGUGCGCUCUAUAAACUAACUGGUAGCCUGCGUAGCAUGGCGGUUUUGGUCGGGUGCGCAAACAAGCCAAGGUAGGGGAAGUGAAACUGCGAGGAGGAGAAAGGGGUCGCGUGCACGUGUUCCCCCUGCGCGCUCUGCAAACUAACUGGUAGCUGGGUAGCAUGGCAGUUUUGGUCGGGCGCGCAAACAAGCCAAGGUGGGGGCAGUGAAACUGCGAGGAGAUUAGGACGAGAGCAACGAGAAACUUUGCCGCUUAUUUGCGGGCGCUUUUGCGACUUCGCCGCUCGGCCCAGUAGUACGCACGACAAAACCGCCACGCUACGCAGGCUAACUGACCGGCGCCUGCCACGCUGGUUAGCUUUUCUAAGUUACCGUUAUUUAUAUUCAGAGGCCUUUUGCAAGAUAAACAAGAAGAACUGGACGCUACUCAGUCACAGGCUCACUGGAUUGUUUUGCAGCAAGAGGCAGUUAUAGCGGAAACCUCAAAGGAGUUGAAUGAGAUCUGGGAGCUCGUUAACGACUGGCUUUGUAACUUAAGCAAGGAAUGUUCACAGGAGGUACAGGGGAAAGUUACAUCACACUAGCUACAAUCAAAUUAGCCUGUUCCAGGCUUAGUCGGGUCCGCGAAAUUGAAAAAGCGCAAACAAAUCACGCGCUCAUAUUUUCGCGUGCCUUUUACUUACACGUCACCCCCAUGAUCUGAGAGCCCGGGACAGGUUACAAAGUCAUCAAAUCCCACUGGGUGAUUUGAUUACUUCUAUACUUCGCUCUCUAAGCUAACCCUGAAAAAAUCGAAUAAUAUGUUCAAUGUUGCCUAUAAUACAUUGCUUGCGCUUCGCGUUUAAUUACUGGAAAAGCAACUAAACACAAAUUACUAUUUUUGGGGCACCUUUCACUUGAUUGUCACAAAACCAGAGCGAAUACAGACAAUCAAAUAAGCCAAUCACAUCUCGAGACUCAAGCAAAUACUUGUACUAGGCGCGGACGCGGAAACACUUGCGAAGCAUGCGAACAAGUGAAGACUGGUUACAAAAAUGUAGGGACGGAUAUCCGCUGUCGCACAAUUUUCACCUACCUACGCUAGUUAAUUUUACGCGCGUAUAUAAGAGGCAAUCAGUGAAGGAGUGGCUGCGCGUAAAAGUGAAAAUUGAGCGAUGAUCAACUUUUACGUUUGCGCGGGACCUCCCAUACAUUGCCUCUAUGGGUAGAUUUCCACCGUCGCGUAAUUUUUACGUGCGUAAGAAAUAGAGGCGAUGUAUAGGACGCCGUGCGUAAACGUAAAAGUUGAGCGAGGUUUAAAAUACGUGCGUACUCACGUAAAAAUUACGCGACAGUGGAAGUCCACCUUAUUUCAUUUACGCGCGUACGCGCGUGAAAAUUACAAGACAUCAGAAAUCCACCCUUACUCAUGAUUGUUUAAGAACAUGGCGUGAGGCUUAGCUGUUCUACAUUAAAUUGGUUCUCAGGUUAAACUAGUAUUCAUCCUAGCCUAGUUUACCGGGGUCAGAGAACCUGAGAAAACCUGAGAACUAACUGCAAUUAGCCUGAACAGUCAGUCAUACACUUGGAGUAACAAAUUAUUAGAAAGCUUGCGGAGCUCCUCGAGGCACGUCCGACGUCUUCGAGCGCUAUAGCGUCAGUUUUCACGAUCUGUACAUUACUAUCUUGAAGCCUGGAGCAAGCUUACCUGUAAUAUAACCAUGACAAAUAGAAAGCUAACGCGGUUAAGUUUUUUCCACACUUAUGUAGCUAAAAAUGACUUUCAGGUUGAUGAGGAUAGUGGUGCCAACGCCGAUGUAUCUGACAAGGAAAGCCCCGGAAGUGACGAGAGCAACCACAUCAUGCCUCUUAAGUCUCUAGUACAGAGCGUUCUAGAAGCGACAGCCGUGAGGGAGAGCAACCUACAGCCCGUGAGUAGCAUGAUUGCAUGAAAAUGUUUAGCUCAUUCUUUGUUAUCUUUCUGUACAAAAAACCUAUAGCAGCCAGAAAGGCAUGAUUACUUUUCUAUGCCAAAUGUAACAUGUUUACGAAUGAUUACGUAAAAAAUUCCCUGAUCUCUCUCUGGCCAUGGUUCGGCACGUCGUCAAGAGUAACACGCAGAAUUAGCAAAGAAAAGGCGUUGACAGUGACGAUGGCGAGCGCAGGCCAAAAAAUCUGCUCGACCGGUGGCAGGGCGCCAAAUUCGGCACCGGAAGUCGCGUUCAGUCCUUUCCAUGCUCUUUCGAGUUGGCGUUUGAGGCUGUGCGUUGUCUUUGCUAAACAGUCUCUCUGACAUUAACCUCACACAAAUGAUUGGUAGCCACGUUAUUCAGAUCAAAACAAUGAGUGAAAAUUAAUAUUCUUGAUUUUUGAUAGCAGGGAACUAACGUUGAUUCAUUUGUUUAUGUCUCAGGCGCGCCGACCUUGCGUGAAAUUAAGCCCCAUUUUUGAAAGAAGCGAAGAUGAAUUCGAAAGCUCACGACCGAUUUCCGAAGGUGAACUCGACAGCUCUCGACUGACUUCGAAAGAUGAAGAAAAACUACCGACUUUGGCCGAUCAGGCCUUAGAAAUUAAGCAAGCCUUACUACAGUUGGCGAAGAUAGCUAGUGACCAGGUCGCCCCUGUCCAGGCGCAGAAUACGAUCAAAAGUCUGCAGGAAGAAAGGUUUGAUGAUUAACUCAUAUUAAUGACGUUCAUUUCGUGUGUUUCUGUCUUAUGAUAAGAACUUCUCCUUCUACUGAUAUACUUUCUAACCUUUUCAAGUUUGCAUUGAAAACAAGCCAUCGGCAUUGCCCUAGAAAGGGUGAAAAAUGAUUUCCUUUUGUUUAUUAAUUACAUGAAUUACUUCAACCGUGACUGUGUUUGUAAACCCCGUACCGGAAAACUUCUAAAGAAAUUUGAUGAACUUGAACGUUUGUCAGGUUUGUUACCCAUCCCAAAUUGAUUGCCAUGGCCCCGGUUGUUCAACGUUGGAUAACGCCAGUUGUUCAAAAGCUGGAUAGCGCUAUCCAUCGGAUAAGUCACUUAUCGAGCGGAUAAGAGUAUUAGGGAAGGCAAUUGCACGAUCCACUGGAUAGAGAUUUAUCCGGUGGAUAGUACUGUCCACCUUUUGAACAACUGGGGCCAGAUAAAUCACUAUCCAGCGGAUACGUAUUGUGGAAACCUAUUGUGUUAACCACUGUAUAGAGAUUCAUCCAGUGGAUAUUGUUAUCCAUCUUUCCAACAACUGGGCCAUGGUCUAGUUUCGCUUUAACAUUUGUUACAAGCCGGGCCUGAGGCAUGUUUCUUGAAAGUCCCGAUAACUUGUCGGGCCCGAAAAGCUGUUUUACGUUUGCCACGUUUGCAUUCAAGAUCAAUGUGUCAUGAAUUUUGAAAAUGAUACAAUGAAAAUAUCAGUUAGCAAAGCAAAAUUCACCAGUUAGUGAACCAGAAACUGUGCUACUAUUCAAAUGGAUUUGAUUUCAAAAUUCGCUUCCGGACCCGAAAAGUUACCGGGCUUUUCGAGUAACUACCCGCUGGGCGCACAACUCCUAAAUUCUAAUCCAUUAUUUUUUUGUUUUGUUUUGUUUUGUUUUGUUUUGUUUUGGUAGAGGUUCAUUAGAAAAGGAACACAAGUCAGCGCUUGAAAAUCUCCAGAAAGAACUUGAAGACUCCAGAAAAUCAGAAACCAGUCUACGCCGAGAGUUGUCGAAGAAAAGCAGUGAAUUAACUUCUCUUCAGAAACAGCUUGAGGAGAGUCGAACCAAUCUGGAGUAUACAUUUAGAAAAGUCGAAUCUCUCAGUGAACAGUACGAGAAAACGAUUGACCAACAGGCUAAAGUAACGGUAAAAACUUUUUUUUGUAUCGACUAAGCCCAAAAAAAGAAUUCUAGCCAUUAUGCUCUCUGUUCCGCAGAGGCUCUCGCUGGGUAUUCUUUAAUUAAAAAAAAAAUAGUUAGCGCGCGCCCGCACGCUUUCAUUUUUCCCUCCCCCCUAGCCUCCCUACGACACAAAAGGGAGUUUUGACAGCGACGGCAACGAGAACGUCAAAACGGCAAUAGGUUUAUUAAGCAAAACAACAACUUUACACGUGCAUCACGCUUUUUUGUACAUUUCUUUGCCGUUUCUGCACGACUACGACGUGAAAAUGCCUAAUUUUAUAUUUUAUGGAGGACGCGUAAACAAGCGACGACGAAACUCUCUUUCUCUUUCUAAACUCGAGUGCCUUUCCCAAGAAAUCAACUCCAGGGGAAUCUGCCUACAUUAGACAUUUUCAGCGAAUUGGAAUAAACGCGACAAAGUUUGAAAAAACGCUAAUUCGUUUUAAGAGUGACGUUUUCGCUACCGUCACCGUCGACGAUGCUAAAACUCCCUAAAUAGGCCUCAGCGGAGGAGAGAGGGCCAUACAUGGACAGAUCGAUAGUUUUACCGAUAAUUACCAUCACUAUUCUCAUGACUGUCAUUAGCGGUACAUUUAAGUUUAGCUUGUGGAGGGAUAUAUCGAAGAUAGGGCGAGUUACUCUAACGUUAACGUUACUCUAACGUUAGGGACACAGUUGGGUUUAUUGUAGAUCCUCGAUGCCAAUGCGUAUAGUUGGCUACACUGUUUAUUUAAAACAUAAUGCAAGACUUAUCUUGAAUGCUUUCUUUGUAUGUCUUUGUUCUUACAAGUCUUUUUUAGCUUGGUUAUUUUAGUACUCUGCAGAUCCUCUAAAAAGAGUCUCUGCACUAUAAAUGGGAAGAAAAGAUUCUUCUCCUUGCCGCAGACAUGCCAAACACUGUAGUUUUAUUCUGCCAAAAGAAUCCGUUAAGCAUGUUUUGUUUUGGCAUCAGGAGCUCACUGAAGAUCUUCGGCGCCUUACUAAAGACAUCAAGGCAGUGGAAGUUGAAAAUGAGAGUUUGUCGCAGCAGUUGAAAGAAAGUCUGGCCAAGCUUGAUGACCUUUCACAAACCCAGCCUGACGUUAACAGCAGACAAAACCUUCUUGGGACGAUGUUGGAGGAAAAAUUCAAUUUGGAGAAGAAGGUAAUGUACAUUCAUUUCUUUGAACGUGCUGUUGAUUUAGUAAAACCGAAAACAAACUACCGUUUAAGGCGGAGCUUCUUUUAGUAAACUCUGGGCAGAAAAACUGUGACGAUUGGAAUUCUGACGCUGUUGGAAUGCUUCCUACAUGGGAUUGCGGAUUUUAUAAUGGAGGCAAUAUUUCUAUAGUUAGCUUUAGUUGAUUUUUAUUCUUAAAUUGGAGUACGGCCCAUCGGAACUCGUCCUACCCGCUUUGUUCUUUGUCCGUAAAGGUCAGCUGGUCUCUUUCCUCGCCCCAAACUCAGUGUUCACUCAUCUUCAUAAUCCCCAAAGUCAGUGCCACUCAACUCUUUAGGGCACUAACAACCGUCAAACAUGAGUCUUUCAUACCCAAAUUACACUUGGUGAAUAGAAUUAGAGCUUAUGUGUGGGUAUGGCGAUAGUUCAGUGUGUAUGAGUUUCCGAAGCAUCUCAUGCCUCUCCGAACUAGUCCUCACUGAGUCCUUUAGCAUCCAAAUUGAGAGUCUUUGGGUGGGAAUUGUAUUCACCCUUUCCAUUAGCAAUACAUAUUUUUAUUACGAUCCCAUAACGGCAUUGAAAGGCUAAAUAAAUAAAAAUUAAUAAAUGAGUAAUGAUUUGGAGGUUGCACAUCCACAAAGUGGUUCUUCGGCUACCUGAUUCCUGGUCGAAUUGGAAUUUGGAAAUGUUGGUUUUUGAGGAGAGGGGAAAACCGGAAUACCCGGAGAAAAACCUUCCGGAGCAAAGGAGAGAACCAACAACAAACUUAACCCACAUAUGGCGUCGACGUCGGGAUUUGAACCCGGGCCACAUUGGUGGGAGGCGAGCGCUCCGCUCUCACCACUGAGCCAUCCCUUGCUCCCCAAAGGUACUUUUAUGAAGGGCGAAAACCAGAAACUAUUUCAUUUUGUGACUACGAUAUGAGGUGAAUUCAGUUGUGAAAAUUUGUUUCCCUGCUUGUAGAUACAAACGCUGAAAGAGAAGUCUGUAAACUAUCGUAUGCAGACUGAAGACUAUAUGUCAGAAUACAAGUACAGAACAAAUACAAAGGUAACACGUCUGACCAUCUCCCGUCCCCUGCCCCCUAUUUAUUUCUUCUUCCGCCAAGUUCUGUUGACAUAUUGGAGAAAAACGAGUCUGAGUGAGAGAGAACUGCAGCACCGACUGUCAUACAUCUGGUAACGUAAAGUUGGCACAAAAUUGUUUAAGUUGAAGUCACAACUCAUGCACAGGCGUAGAACAGUGAACUUUCUCUAAGAAGGACGCCGUGUCGGAGACCAUGAGUUUCGUCACUUACAGAAAUGCCCGUCUUAUAUAAGAGUAAAAGAAAAUGACUGGCGAACAUCGGGGUCCAACUCGUAGGUGUCCGUUAAGGAAGUCUCCGCCUUAUAGAGAGUAAAAGAAAAUAAGUUGAGUAUGGCAAGGACCAACUCUAAGUGUCCGUUUUAGGGAGUUCACCAUCUUUUAAUGCUUUUGAAAGGGCUGGAAACAACUAUCGCCAGGUUGAAACCCUUCCUAAGUAAAGGCAAUCCUCGGUUUUUCUAUUGUUUCUUCGUUUUUUUUUGUUUUUUUUUUUCCGGCAGUAGUACACAACUUCCAUGAUGUAAUGUAAUUUCAGCUGUAACCUAAUAUGCGCAUAUCAUAUUUUCUACAGAUACGAGUCCUUGAAGGCAACAUUGAGAAGGCUGAAGCGGAGAUCUACCGCCUAGAUGGCGUGCUAGAAAAGAUUCGACUCGUAAGUUGUAGUUUGUUAUUCUAUUCUUAUCUUAUCAGAUGUACAAAAAACACGAUGCUGCAGGAGGUUUGCCUAAUUCGUUCUAGUCACCAAAAGACGUCGCUAGACGACGUUUCUUUCUUCUGUCGCCACUAACUCACUUAUCACCAUCUAUUUACAUGUACAAGCAAAUGUUUCAGCUUUUAAAUGAGAGUUAAUAAGAAUAAGAAAUUGGAACUCACUCCCAUGAUCGGAGUAGUGCCCUCAGACACAUUACGUAACUUCAAGCACUCUGCCUUGCCUACCAUUAGACUUUUAAAAGUACCUACAAAUUGUAGUUACCUGCACAGGCUGUAAACCCUUCAGUACCUUGUCUGAUAAGAGCGAGUCAGAAAACAUUGACGGCGUGGGAAAGAGGCUUAAAAUUCUCUCCACCCACCUUUGACGGCGUUUUGCCAGCGUUUUCCUCGGUCUUAGUCCUAUUAUUCCUCCAAUUGACCAGGCAUGAACAUUAUUUUUCCGUUUUCUGACAAAAAAUUAAGUUUAAUGGUUUUGAAAAUGAUGCUGAAAUAUUGACAUGGCUCCUUUAAAACACUAAAAAUAACAAGCAAUACAGUACAAGAAUGAUAUAAGAACGUCGUCAGGGUUCAAAGAAUAACUGAACUUUUCAUGUUCCCUUAGGUCUUGCACAAGUAUCAAGAUAUGGUAACAAGCUGCCCAGAUCUGAACAAGUUACUAUCAUUUCUCGAUGGCCAGGAUAUUCAAUGAUUUCUCCACUUCCAUUUAGCUCUUUUUACUAACUUUUCAUCACAUAGUCUUUCGUCUCAAGGUUUUAGUCAUGCUUUUGUUACUACUUUUUAAAAUAUGUUACUGUUUGUCUGGUGUCCAUGAUGUUGAAGCCGGCCAUCAUCGACUAUACUUAGGUUUCUCUUGGCAGUUGAUCCCCUAAAUAGAGCUUCCUUGGUUCUUACUUCCUGGGACUUUCAACCUGCAAACUCCUUUCACUUCACUCAUGUUUGAUCUCAUCCACCG
This is a messenger RNA of Porites evermanni, 27938 nucleotides long. NCBI's taxonomy places the organism in Eukaryota, Metazoa, Cnidaria, Anthozoa, Scleractinia, Poritidae. The record is from the annotation of a GenBank genome assembly.